GUCUCAAGCCCUGAGACGCCUCGCACAGCUCAAAGCGCGUCUGAAAAGGAAUGAGAGAUUAAGAAGAGACUAUCUCGAGUUCAUGCGAAAGACGAUUGAUGAAUGUGCAGAGAGAGUUCCGGCCGAAGGCGGCAGACCCACAGGAGGACGUAUUAACUAUGUUCCCCACCACGGCGUCUACCACGCAAAGAAACCAGAUAAGAUUCGGGUUGUCUUCGAUUGCAGCGCCGUCUACAGAGGCACAUCAUUGAACAAGAACCUUCUGCAAGGACCCGAUCUGACAAACAGCUUAUUGGGUGUUCUUUGUAGAUUCCGUCAGGAACAAAUUGCCUUUUCAUGCGAUGUGGAARGUAUGUUCCACCAGUUCUAUGUCGAUGAAGCAGACCGAGACCUUCUUCGGUUUUUCUGGYGGGAAGAUGGGAACCUGGACAGCCAACCGAUUGAAUACCGCAUGAAUGUCCAUCUAUUUGGUGCAGCAKCAUCUCCCGGAUGUGCAAAUKUCGGUUUCAAGCAAGCUGCGAACGAUGGAGAAAUUGAAUUUGGCCAAGAAGCUGCCAACUUCAUUCGUCGAGACUUCUACGUCGACGACGGCCUCAAGUCUGUAGAGACCCCGGAGAAAGCGGUAGAAAUUAUAAGGAACAGUCAAGCCAUAUGCGCRAAGGCGGGUCUAAGACUUCACAAGAUAAACAGUAACAGCAAGWAAGUUAUUMAAUCCAUCCCAGUUGAGGACAGAGCUAAAAAUCUUCAAGACAUUGAUUUCAACCAAGAUCCUCUACCAAUCGAACGAACUCUCGGUGUCAUGUGGUGUAUCGAGACGGAUUGCUUCCAGUUUAGGAUAAUCCUCCAAGAUCGUCCUCUAACUAGAAGAGGUAUUCUGUCUACUGUUUGCUCAGUAUUCGACCCUCUUGGAUUCCUGGCUCCCGUGGUCUUGGUCGGAAAACAGAUCCUUCAAGAGCUGUGUCGGGAAGCAGUCGACUGGGACGAUCCCAUAAGCGACAAUCUUCGUCCGAGGUGGGAAAGAUGGCGCGACGAGCUGAGUACCUUAGAAAAUAUCAAGAUACCACGAUGCUACAAGCCAAAGGACUUUGGCGAGGUAAAGCACGUUGAGAUACACAAUUUCUCAGAUGCUAGUCAGAGUGGCUACGGGCAGUGCAGCUAUCUUCGUUUGAUAAAUGAUGAAGGCCAAGCCCACUGUGCUCUGCUGAUGGGAAAGGCACGCGUGACGCCACUCCAACCAGUCACUAUUCCACGCCUCGAGCUUACUGCAGCAGUGGUAUCAGUCAAGGUUGGUCAGUGGUUGUGUCAAGAGCUAGAGUAUCAGGACAUUCAAGAAGUGUUUUGGACUGACAGCCAGGUGGUCCUAGGCUACAUCAACAACAGCGCAAAGAGAUUCCACAUAUAUGUCGCCAAUCGCGUUCAGCAGAUCCAUGAGCAUACAGAACCCAAGCAAUGGCAGUACGUGCGCACAGACUCCAACCCAGCUGAUGCAGCAUCACGAGGUUUGAUGGCCAAGGAACUCUUAGAGCAUGAGACGUGGUUCGGAGGCCCAGAAUUCCUCCGCAAGUUUGGUCAACAUGACGUCCACCAACGUGAAAUCAAUGAGCUCAGUCCUGAUGAUCCAGAACUCAAGAAGACAGUCACACUGACCACGCAUACAGACGACUUCAAGUCAGGUCAUCUUGAGACGAGCAGGUUGAACCGUUUCUCAAACUGGUUUACAGCAAAAAGGGCCGUAGCAAGGUGCAUACGAUACAAGAACCUGUUGAAGAAGAAGGCCAAGCUCAAACUGUCAUCAGAUGCCGACA
Molecule: messenger RNA, 1805 nt
Organism: Actinia tenebrosa (Australian red waratah sea anemone)
Lineage: Eukaryota; Metazoa; Cnidaria; Anthozoa; Actiniaria; Actiniidae
Source: RefSeq, a predicted model, not a curated record